Molecule: messenger RNA, 1159 nt
Organism: Melitaea cinxia (Glanville fritillary)
Lineage: Eukaryota; Metazoa; Arthropoda; Insecta; Lepidoptera; Nymphalidae
Product: G-protein coupled receptor 143-like
Exons: 7
Coding region: 1-1071 (356 amino acids)
Biological process (GO): melanosome organization; G protein-coupled receptor signaling pathway; regulation of calcium-mediated signaling
Cellular component (GO): plasma membrane; melanosome membrane
Molecular function (GO): dopamine binding; L-DOPA binding; L-DOPA receptor activity
Source: RefSeq, a predicted model, not a curated record
AUGUCAGACCCUACCAUACAGACAUUUUGCUGCCACCAUACGGGUAAUAAGGAAGAUUUGGCAAUCAAAAUUAUGGAUGAAUUUAAUACCCAAUCAUAUAACAUAGUUUGCUUAGUAUCUUCAAGUAUUGGAAUUCUUGGUUCCAUUUAUCAGAUAUUUCCAAGACGUAAACCAUUAAAUCUUCAAAGAAUGCAAAGUUUGUCGUCUAAACGUGGACGUCAUAUUAUUAUUUGGCUAGCUGUAGCAGAUUUGUUUGCUUCUCUUGGUGUUCUAGUUCGGUCAUCUCUAUGGCUGCAAUAUAAGAAUAUUAUGCCUAUGCCAAAUGAUGAUGUUAGCGUCUUGUUUUGCAGUAUCAUAUCGGCUUGGACUCAAUAUUUCUACACGGCUACUUGGUUUUGGACAUUUUUUUAUGCAAUAGAUACGUGGAGAUCAAUAAAAGGACAAAAGACUCGUCCAGUACUUUACCAUUCUUUGGCUUGGGGUAUACCAGCAGCCACUACAAGUAUUGGAUUAUCAAUACUUUAUAUCCCAAAUGCUAGAUGUCAUAAUAUACCAUCAAUUUCAAGUGCAUUUUUAAGAAUUUUGCCAAACUACUGUGCUACAUAUUUGCCUAUUGCAAUAGUUAUGGUGGCUAAUCCUAUUAUCUACGUUUUAGCUAGUAAAAAUAUUGAAAUGGCUGUGGCACUUCCCCUGGCUCAGUUUACAAGCAGGGAACGGAGGGUAGUUGACACUUUGAGAUUAAAAUUUUUUUUGAUAAAUGCUGUAUUUUAUAUAUGCUGGUUACCGAAUCUUAUAAACGGAAUCUUGCUGUGGACGAUGUGGUUUAAAAUGCCUGUUAAAGUAAUCAUUAUAAUAUGGUAUAUUAUGGCUUUUCUCAAUCCAAUGCAAGCUUUACUGAACGCUAUGGUCUAUCGAAAAUGGACGCCCGUUGAGAAAAAGUUCAGGCCGACACCCAAUUUAGAAAAAGAUUUCGAUUUCCAUGAUGAACAAUCACCACUUUUGGGGUCGGAACCACCCCGAUUGCCGCUGUCGCCCAUACCUCACGCUAUAAAUAACUAUGAAACUUUGUGAUGUGUUAUAUUAGAGUAAGAAAUUUGUAUGUGAUGUGAUAUAUUGGUACGUUUUGCAUUUAUAAUAUAAUUACACAAUUUAAUUUUUU